Dryobates pubescens (Downy woodpecker) is the source of this 1202-nucleotide messenger RNA. RefSeq names its product dynein light chain LC8-type 2 (gene DYNLL2). NCBI's taxonomy places the organism in Eukaryota, Metazoa, Chordata, Aves, Piciformes, Picidae. Gene Ontology annotation, cellular component: cytoplasmic dynein complex. The record is from RefSeq and is a predicted model, not a curated record. The transcript is spliced from 3 exons. The coding region runs from base 139 to 408 and encodes 89 amino acids. Gene Ontology annotation, molecular function: dynein light intermediate chain binding; dynein intermediate chain binding. Gene Ontology annotation, biological process: cilium assembly; microtubule-based process.
CGGCGGCCAGGCGCAGAGCGCUCAGCGCGGCGCAGGGAGCGGAGCGGCCGAGCCCAGCCACUUCGGGCCUCUUCCCACCGCCUCCUUGGUGCCGUGCCUCGCCCUCCCGGGGUGGCCCUGUCACUGUGAAGGUUCACCAUGUCUGACAGGAAGGCUGUGAUCAAGAAUGCAGACAUGUCCGAGGACAUGCAGCAGGACGCCGUAGACUGUGCCACACAGGCGAUGGAGAAGUACAACAUAGAAAAGGACAUUGCAGCCUAUAUCAAGAAGGAAUUUGACAAGAAGUACAACCCCACUUGGCACUGCAUUGUUGGCAGAAACUUUGGCAGCUAUGUAACACACGAGACAAAGCACUUCAUCUAUUUUUACUUGGGUCAGGUUGCAAUUCUGCUCUUCAAGUCCGGGUAGGAGGCAGGAGCGAGCGAGGCUGGGACUGUACUGCACUGAUGGCCGAGGCCAGGCCUCCCUGUCCCGGGGCUGUGCCGCUGCAUGGACUGUAUCCUCUAUUUAAUGUGUAUAUGUUGCAGUAAAACACAACCUACUCUCUUUAGUUGCCUGGGAAGAAGGCAGAGUUUUUGUUACUGCUUUUUUUUUUUUUGGUUGUAUUGCACUAGGAAACAAAAAAAACCAACCUGUAAAUGCUUAAACAAUGGCCUUUACCUGGGAAGAAAUAAAACUAUUCCACAACAGCUCCCUGGGUGGUAACUCCUUCUUUGAGGCUGGGAACCCUCCUCUGGGCAGGCCAGGAGACCACACCUUCCCUGCUGAGUUCUGCUAGACUGUUACACCAGGAGCAAAGCCAGUGUGAGCUGCUGCCUGCCCUGCCCACUGUCGAGAGCUGGCUCUCCCAGUAACCCCAGCACGGGGCUUAGACCCUCCCUGAGAGCUGCUGGGGUGGCUCUGCAUUCAGGUGGCUUUCACCCCCCCAGCUGAACUCCACCUUGGACUGUGACAAGCAGCCUUGCAGCUGGCAGCCUUGCAGCUGGCAGCCUCGCAGCGCCCGGCGCUGCCUCCUGGCUCUACUGAAACGCUGACCCAGACUGUAAGCGACUGGGCCUGGUCUAGAAGACUUCAACACCCCCCCCUCCCCUCUCCCCUGAGCUGCUUUGCUUGCUGCAGACAGCAGCAUUCUGUGGCUGAAGUCUUCAGACCUUGCUGCUGAGCUCUGAAGCCAGGUGGCCUGCCCCUGGAGGGAGCAGGGC